Messenger RNA from Xylaria bambusicola, 2193 nucleotides. Its product is annotated as DNA repair protein RAD57. The record is from RefSeq and is a predicted model, not a curated record. The transcript has a single exon. Gene Ontology annotation, molecular function: single-stranded DNA binding; ATP-dependent DNA damage sensor activity; ATP binding. Gene Ontology annotation, biological process: DNA strand invasion; DNA recombinase assembly; DNA repair. Bases 384 to 1946 code for a protein of 520 amino acids. NCBI's taxonomy places the organism in Eukaryota, Fungi, Ascomycota, Sordariomycetes, Xylariales, Xylariaceae.
GUGAAACAUUAGCACAGAUUACUUCGUAUGAUGAUGGUUAGGGGUCUUUUUGUGUGGCGCCGUCCCUGGAGUUCGGGUCAGGCUGCCCCGUACUUCAGGUAGCCCCGUUUGUUUAAACAACCCCAAUGACAGCUAUAUAUAUGCACUUAUGCAUAUAUAAUUAUGUCACAGCUGACGGGAAACCCCGGACAGAUGUUCACAGGUGACCGGUCGCCUUUGCAACCUCUCAUCAUGAGAUGUAACGACACCAGGUUCGACAACAUUGAGAUGAAGUACGAAUAAAGGAAACCCCCUUUCUAUUUCAACUAGAAUCAGUCUCAUAAAGGGCCACUUCAAGGUGCUCCUGGGCUCGGGAAGACGAAUUCACAAAUGAAGCAGUACUCAUGACCGACCUGUCCCAGGUCCUGCCGGACUUCCCCGUCGCCCAAUAUGCGCGUCUGCUGCCAACCAUCGAAAAGAACCAGCUAACCGUGACGGAUCUUCUCACUCUUGAGCUCACUGAAAUCGGGAAGCGCACUCAGCUACCGCUGUUAGAUGUCAAGCGGCUGUGCAAUGCCAUCCUGGCCGCGCUUCAUGCCGAUCUUGGCGUAGGUGCCGCGGAGAAGGAUGAUGAAAAUAGCGAAGGAAAGCGGAACCAGAACCAAAAUGAUUCCCGACCGGGGAAGCAUGCAAGCAUCGGGCGGGCCUCUCUAAGACAAUCCGGCACAGAGCUCUUAGCACGGCCCUGGCACACCAUCAGCACGCUCGACGCCUCUCUAGACGCAGCCUUAGGCGGCGGCGUCCCAACGGGGUACAUCACCGAGAUCACAGGCGAGAGCGGCGCAGGCAAGACGCAAUUCCUGCUCACGCUGCUCUUAUCCGUGCAACUCCCGCCUCCACACGGGCUAGGCCGUCCAGCGCUAUACAUAUCCACGGAAGCCGCGCUCUCGACAAAGCGGCUCUCGCAAAUCCUAUCCCAAAACCCGUUCUUCCGCGCCUUGGACGCAGACGCUCCCAAGCCCUCCCUCGACCGCGUCAUCAGCACCGUGACGCCGGACCUCGAGUCGCAGGACCACAUCCUCACUUACCAGGUGCCCGUGGAAGUAUCGCGGCGCAACAUCGGGCUGGUCGUGCUGGACUCGGUGGCAGCGAACUACCGGGCUGAAUUCGAGCGCGGCAGCGGCGGCUCUAACAUGGCCGCGCGCAGCGCCGAACUCGUGCGUCUCGGGCACUUGUUGCGCGAACUCGCGCGGAAGCACGAUCUCGCCGUCGUCGUGGCGAACCAAGUCGCAGACCGCUUCUCUUCUUCCUCGAAUCCCUUCGCGUCGUCGUUUUCUCCCGCGGUUAAGAGCAGCGGGAGCACAAGACCCUCCGUCUCUCACCGUAAUCUCGGCCCCAUGUCCCAGGAAAGCCCACUCGCCUCGCGCAGCCGUAACAUCAACACCCAUCCAACCUCUACACUCGACGCGGAACCGACGAGCAGUAUGGCGGACAUAGUAGUCCGCUCCAGCAUGCCGGAGCCGCCUCCCGAGGACGCCGCGCCGACUGCGCCCGCGGCGCUCGCCCUCGAUCAUCAGCAGAGAUGGUUCACGGGCUGGGGCGACGACCCGUAUUCCCACCAUCACGAGACGCUGAAGACGCCCAGUCUGGGCCUCGUCUGGUCCACGCAGAUCGCGGCCCGGAUCGCGUUAUUCCGACGUCCUGCGUACGGGCGGAAAGUCGUCGUCGACGGCGACGGUGAGCAAGAUGGCGGCGAGAAUACAACGACGUACGACGACGAGUAUGAUGUAAACGAGAGCGUGGGCCCGUAUAUCAAGUCCUGGCGCAGAUGGAUGAAGAUCGUCUUCGCGCCGCAUGUCCCCGGCACUGGGCCGGGUCUCGAAGGCGCUGUUGAGUUCGAGGUUGUGGCGGGUGGAUUGAAGGGUGUCGAGAGGAAGAAGAAGGGUAAUAAGAGGGGCAAGGUAUAAGCCAUUUACUUGUAAAGGGAGACGAUGGGAGAUAUUGAGGGUCUGGUAUAGGAAUAGACCUGGGUAGAUGAGAUAUUGCGACAGAUUUUUGAUCAUGGAUAUCCUCCUGAAUAGCUAGGAUGCUUGUAUACAUAGGGUGAUGAUACCCGAAAGCCUGUGCAUAAGAAUCGUACUUAUACAUGUCACAUAGAAGACGCAACAGCCACGUAAUUAUCUCAAUCCAUUGAGAUAAAUAAUAACACUGCGA